Protomyces lactucae-debilis is the source of this 891-nucleotide messenger RNA. RefSeq names its product WD40-repeat-containing domain protein. The record is from RefSeq and is a predicted model, not a curated record. Bases 1 to 891 code for a protein of 296 amino acids. Lineage: Eukaryota; Fungi; Ascomycota; Taphrinomycetes; Taphrinales; Protomycetaceae. The transcript is spliced from 2 exons. Gene Ontology annotation, molecular function: protein binding.
AUGUCCAUCUCCCCAAGUGGGCGCGAUGUCGUUCUUGCUUCUCGCAAGGGAUUGCUCGUGGUAGACCUCGACAACCCCUAUGAGCUUCCACGUAGCCUACUCUACAGAACGGCAUGGAAUGUCGCUGAUGUGCAAUGGAACGUUCACAGCCAUCGCACGCACUGGGUUGCGUCGACUGCAAAUCAGUCAUUGCUUGUUUGGAAUUUAGAGAUGCCGUCGUCUCAAGCUGUAGAACAUGUCCUGAAAGGCCAUACGCGUGCCAUUACAGACAUCAAUUGGUCUGCCCAUCAUCCAGAGAUUCUCGCUUCAUGCUCCGUUGAUGCGUUUGUGCAUUGCUGGGAUUUGCGAGAUCCUCGAAAACCCGUCAAUGCAUUCAGUGAUUGGAAGGCAGGCGCAACGCAAGUCAAAUGGAACAGACAAAAUGAACACAUCAUUGCCUCCUCACAUGGCCGCUUCCUGCGCAUCUGGGAUGAUCGACGAGGUGCAACACCAUUGCAAAGUAUCGAGGUGGCUCAACACUCCACCAAAAUCUAUGGUGUUGACUUCAAUCGGACGCGCGAGUCUGGCGUCAUUACCUGUGCUCUUGAUCAGAGUGUCAAGUUUUGGGAUUACAAGACCAACAUCAAGGAGCCUGAACAAAUCAUUCGUACAACUACGCCUGUUUGGCGAGCAAGACAUACGCCCAUGGGCUGGGGUGUCUUGACAUUACCACAGCGAGGGGAUAACACGCUAUACUUAUGGGACCGGCGCGGGAAAGGACUCAAUCCACAACCGCCUGUGCAUGAAUUCAAAGGCCACACAGAUCAAGUCAAGGAAUUCCUCUGGCGUGCAAAAGGCGACGUUGCGGUUAUGGCCUGUUGCGCCGGAUGUGCUCGAAUCCAUUGGUCAUGA